Molecule: messenger RNA, 2148 nt
Organism: Grosmannia clavigera kw1407
Lineage: Eukaryota; Fungi; Ascomycota; Sordariomycetes; Ophiostomatales; Ophiostomataceae
Product: transcriptional regulator
Exons: 3
Coding region: 1-2148 (715 amino acids)
Biological process (GO): negative regulation of rDNA heterochromatin formation; negative regulation of silent mating-type cassette heterochromatin formation
Cellular component (GO): Rpd3L complex; Rpd3L-Expanded complex
Source: RefSeq, a predicted model, not a curated record
AUGGCUGGCCCCGAUCCUCGACGUUCUUCUCGCGCCAGAACCAGCCAGCCACAAUCUCGGCCGUCCUCGACCACCUCGAGCACAUCCGGUCGGCCAGACCGCAGCUCUAAGCCCUUUGUCAAGACCGGGUCUCCCCAGAAGUCGACAUCUACCGCGUCACUCACAUCCGAGACACCCGACGACUCGGCCGCCAUUGCGGACGAUUCUCCACCGCCACAGCCGCGAAGCCGACGCGCCACGCAGGCUCACAACGCCGUCAAGGACGACUCGCAGGAGCUCUCGUCGGUCGUCGUCAGCGAAAUCGAGAUGCUGAACGACGGCGACGGGAUACAGGAGGACGAUGAGGCUGUCCGCUGCAUCUGCGGCUAUGAGGAGUACCCCGGACCGCCUUCUCCGGAGAAUCUUGGGCGGGCGGCCAAGGAAGGGUUCGCCGUUGAUUCCAUCUUUCCCACAGUCGUCACAGAGGACCUGGCCGGUUUCUUUGUCCAAUGCGACAUUUGCAAAGUCUGGCAGCACGGCGCCUGCGUCGGCCUUGUGAACGACGACACCCUCCCUGAAGACUACUACUGCGAGGAGUGCAGGAAAGAUUUCCACAAAAUAUUACCGAGCACAAACGGACCACGAUGCUCGAUCUACCAACCAAAUAACAGGAGACGGUCGCGCACAAGCUCAUUUGCUAAAGACCGUGAUCGGUCGCCAAAAGACCGGGGCAGCAGCAAAGACAGCAAGAGCGAAACGAAAAAGGAGGUCGUGCGGGAGGUCAGCAAAGAGACUAAAGAAGGCAUCAAAGAAGGUAGCAAAGACAUCUUGAAAGACAGUGGCAAAGAAGAGAUCAAAGAUGGAGUGAAAGAGGACGGCAAAGAGGGAAAAAGUGGACGAGCGACAUCUGUCAGCCAGUCAUCGAAACGGCGGUCGACGAUGAACAGCCGCGACGCCGCGUACGACGAAGAGCAGCUGCGGAUAGCAAUCGAAGCUAGCAAGGAGGAUGUACACAUGGAGUCGGUGGAACCGGGCGGAAGAAGGUCGAAGCGCAGCAGAAGCUUCAGCGACGAGAAUUCAGAUGGCGUGAAGCGGCCACGGACGAGCUCGCGAUCGGCAUCUCCAGGUGGCGAGACGUUCAAGGCUGAAGACGAGUCAGACGACGGGGCAAACACACGGAACGGAACGUCGAAGAAGGCAUCAAGAAGCGCGGCGGCCAUACGGAGCCAGCAGCAGAGAGAAAAGAGCGAGCGGGAAGAAAAGGAGAGACAACGGGCCGAGGCGGCCAACAAGCGUAACGGCAGAGCAGAACGGCGGCGAGCUGACGGUAUGGACGGACUGCAGCCGAGCUCUGUCGUGACGAAGGAUGGGAAGACUGACUCGGGCGCAGAUUCCGAUCCGUCCGACGAAGUGCCCCUAGCAACGCGGACGGCGAGCAGCCGGCCAGCGGCAGCUCUGGCGACAGUGACGACGUCCGCAGUGACAAGCACGCCGCCAGCAGCAGCGCCGGUAGCGUCGUUGGGCGCCACAGCAUCGUUGGUAGCGACGCCACGGGCGGCAGUAGCGCCGCGGCCAGUGCAGCCAUCACCAGAAACGCCGCCACCCACAUCUGCGCCACCGAUGAGCUCUUCCAAGUCAAAAGGAGGGCGGCCGACUCAUAAAAAAAAGGGCCGCAACCAGUACACGAAGGAGCGAGAGGCUCGUGAGGAGCAGUCGGCACGGUCGCGGUCUCGUGACGUGGGAGAAAAUGGGCACGGCAAGUCCGGAUCGGGCGGCGGGUCUGGCGGCGGGCACAACAGCAAGUCAGGGUCUCGCGGCAAAGGCGGGAUGAGCAGCCGGGUGACGAUGAGCGAGAUGAAGCGGCGUGUGGCGGCGAUGUUUGACUUUAUCUCGAAGACGCAGGUGGAGCUCGCGGGCGAAGAAGUGACGGACUCGGCAGACGGGGUGAAGACGGCGGGACCGGUUGGCGAAGGACAGCAGCAGCUGGCGAAAGACGAAAGCCAGGCGGUAUUAAUGUCGGGCAGCCGGUCGCCGGUCAAGAGGACGACAGAGGGCGCAGAGGGCGAGACUGGCCAUGGACGAAACGAAUUUACGGAGCUGUCGUGUGUGGAGAUGAUGGAUUGUCUCACGCGGGACAUUGUGCACUGGCAGAGCCAGUUUGCCGCCUAG